Phoenix dactylifera (date palm) is the source of this 2809-nucleotide messenger RNA. Its product is annotated as putative GTP diphosphokinase RSH2, chloroplastic. The record is from RefSeq and is a predicted model, not a curated record. Gene Ontology annotation, biological process: guanosine tetraphosphate metabolic process. NCBI's taxonomy places the organism in Eukaryota, Viridiplantae, Streptophyta, Magnoliopsida, Arecales, Arecaceae. Gene Ontology annotation, cellular component: chloroplast.
CUUGCUCCCUCCCUUUGAUUCAAAACGUCUUUGACUCUCUCUCUCUCUCGUUGCGUUCUUCCUCUCUCCUUCCCGGUGUUCCUUCCACGCCUUCUCUAGAAGUUAUGAUUCCAGACCGAAUCCUGGGGUCCCUUUGAUUCUAGUUGGUCUCCAUUCCCCUCUUCUUCCCCUCUUUAUUAGGGCUAAAGCUCCCCCCUCUUCUACCCGGAUGCCCCCAUAAAGGCGUCUCCUUUGGGGCUCCCCUCUCCCCAUUUGGCCCUCCUUUAAUCCAUCCGCCCUCAAAGGAGCCACCUCUGGCCCUCCGCAGCUCGAAAUUUGGGAUUUUGAUCUCGGUGCUGGACAUAAUUGGAGGGAACUAGGGCUCCGGAUCGAUGUCGGUGCCGGCGAUCGUGUUCUACGCCAGCGCGCCGAGCGGCGUCUGCUCGAGCCCCCACUAUUCUUUCCAAAUUGGCUCGUCUCAUGGGUCGCCGGACUACGAGCUGAAUUCUAGGCUGCCGGCCUCUUCGACGACGGUGACCACCGCCUCCUUGGGCUCCGGCCAGAAGCCGGUGCUCGGCGGGCUCUCGUGCCUCUUCUCCUCGCCUUCCACUCGGUAUGCACCCUCGGCCGCCACCUCGAGCUUUGCCGGCGGGGAUGAUCUUGGCUUGCUGGGGCGUGAUCGAUCGGAUGAGCUUGGGAGCUCGUUUUCUUACUCCCCGUACUCGUCUUCGGUGAGGGGUCGAGACCUCAGCCCGGUGUCUGUGUUCCAGGGCCCGGGUUCCUGCAGUGGAAGCAUUGGAAUGGCGGUGGGCUGUUCUUCGAGGAGUCCGCCGUGUUUGCGAUCAUCCAGGGAGUGGAACGGGGGUGAUCUGAGGGCGGGAAGAGAGAGGCUUUUUAAUGGAUUUGUUAGGAAUGCAAGCUCUUGUUUGGAUUAUGAUUCCACAAGCUUUCCGAUGCCGGGUGGUGGAGGUGGGAUCGAUGUGGAAGAAUUUCCAUUGAAUGCGGAGGAAGGAUUGGGUGAGCUUGGCCCGAACUGUGAGCCUUAUGCCAGGGAGUUGCUCUCUGGAGCUCAGUUGAGACAUAAGAUUUUUAAGGAGGACUUUGUUGUAAAGGCGUUCUAUGAAGCUGAGAAAGCUCAUCGAGGACAGAUGAGGUUGAGUGGCGAUCCAUACUUGCAGCAUUGCGUGGAGACGGCGGUGUUGCUUGCAAAGAUUGGUGCUAACGCUACGGUUGUUGCUGCAGGACUUUUGCAUGAUACAUUUGAUGAUUCUUUUAUUUCUUAUGAUUAUAUUUCUCGGGGGUUUGGAGCUGGUGUAGCUGAUCUGGUUGAAGGGGUCUCAAAGCUGAGCCACUUGAGCAAACUUGCCCGGGAGAAUAAUACUGCAAGUCGAACCAUUGAGGCUGACCGACUACAUACAAUGUUUCUUGCGAUGGCAGAUGCCAGAGCAGUUCUCAUUAAACUGGCAGAUAGACUGCACAAUAUGAUGACAUUGGAAGCUUUGCCUAUGGUCAAACAACAAAGAUUUGCAAAGGAAACUUUGGAAAUAUUUGCUCCCUUAGCUAACCGACUGGGGAUCUCGAGCUGGAAGGAGAAGCUUGAGAAUCUGUGCUUCAAGCAUCUUUAUCCAGACCAGUACAAAGAACUAUCUUCCAAACUCCUUAGAUCCUUUGAUGAAGCGAUGAUCGCAUCUGCCAUAGAGAAAUUAGACCGAGCCCUCAAGGAUGGUGGUGUUUCUUAUCAUGUUCUAUCCGGGAGACACAAGAGUUUGUACAGUAUCUACACCAAGAUGCUAAAGAAAAAGCUAAGCAUGGAUGAGAUCCACGACAUACAUGGGCUACGUUUGAUAGUCAAGAAUGAGGAAGAUUGUUACACGGCAUUGGAUAUUGUUCAUCAAUUAUGGCCUGAAGUUCCUGGGAAGUUCAAAGAUUACAUGACCCAUCCCAAAUUUAAUGGGUACCAAUCUCUGCACAGUGUUGUUCUGAGCGAAGACAUGCUGCCAUUGGAAGUACAAAUUCGGACUAGAGAUAUGCAUCUACAGGCAGAAUAUGGAUUUGCAGCCCAUUGGAGAUACAAGGAAGGCGAUAGCCAGCACUCUUCUUUUGUGCUUCAAAUGGUGGAAUGGGCCAGGUGGGUGGUCAGUUGGCAGUGUGAGACUAUGAACCUUGAUCGACCCUCAUCUGUUGGUGAUGCUGAUUCGAUCAGGCCACCGUGCCCAUUUCCUCAUCAUUCCGAUGACUGCCCCUGCUCAUACACCAAGCAAUGUGACCACAAAGGCCCCAUUUUUGUCAUCAUGCUGGAAAAUGAUAAGAUGUCUGUUCAUGAGUUUCCGACAAACUCGACGGUGAAGGAUCUGAUGGUGAGAGUUGGGAGAGCGAGUCAAAGAUGGCCUACUUAUGGCUUUGCAGUCAAGGAGGAUCUGAGACCAAGGUUGAACCAUGAGCCUGUGAGCGACCCUACUCAGAAGCUGAGGAUGGGUGAUGUGGUUGAGCUAAGCCCGGCAAUACCGGAUAAGUCCUUGACCGAGUGCAGGGAAGAAAUCCAGAGAAUGUAUGACCGGGAUUUCACAGUAACAAGCCAGGGCAAUUGGAGAAGCUGAGCCGUGCUUGUAGUUAUUUGUAUACAGAAACAUGCUGUACAGAAACUGUUACGUUCUGGAAUCAGAAGCUGGUUUCCAAUGCUGUAGAAAGUGUUGCUUCCUCUCCAGUUCUAAAUUCAAUGAAGUUCCUUUAUGGCAGCAGAUUUCUAUAUUGCAGACAGAAUUCUUGCACUUCUCUCUACAGAAAUAAAUGAUGCGAGGCUUGAUUGGGUCUUUUGACCCUUUCUCCAGGA